Ceratina calcarata is the source of this 2333-nucleotide messenger RNA. It is a transcript of the gene Cpr, whose product is annotated as Cytochrome P450 reductase. The transcript has 11 exons. Gene Ontology annotation, cellular component: cytosol. The coding region runs from base 294 to 2333 and encodes 679 amino acids. Gene Ontology annotation, molecular function: flavin adenine dinucleotide binding; NADPH-hemoprotein reductase activity; FMN binding. Lineage: Eukaryota; Metazoa; Arthropoda; Insecta; Hymenoptera; Apidae. Gene Ontology annotation, biological process: response to hormone. The record is from RefSeq and is marked validated.
AGCCACUUGUUUCCCCGUGUUCGAUGCCGAGGUGUGCGGCGGUCACGUACACACAAAUUUCCGAGCAGUGGUGGAAUUACUGGAACCAGUGCGGUUACGUCGUUUUUGCACGAGUGCAACGCACCGAACGGGACGCCGAAUCGAUGUAAAGUGUUGUCACAUGGUUAUUCCGUCUCCUCAACUUUUACCGAGACGCGACUCCCUCCGAGAAGAUUCCUGUUAGCGAUUCAACGUUUCCUCGUUCGAAAACGGUUCCCCAGACUGCAGACGCGUCACAGCCUAAAGCGAUAAGGAUGGCAGGUUCUCCAGUUCUGGAGGACAAUGUCAGGACAGACGUACCCGAGGAGCCGCUCUUCAGCUCCCUUGAUAUCGUUCUCCUGGUCGCUCUCUUGGUAACCGCGCUAUGGUGGCUGCUGAGACGAAACAAACAAGAGGAAUACACGCCUGUUACAAAAUCCUAUUCCAUUCAGCCAACGCUGUUCCCCACGGUACAGCCGUCGGAGAAUUCGUUUAUAAAGAAGUUGAAAACCUCGGGUAGAAGUUUGGUAGUAUUUUAUGGGAGUCAAACGGGAACCGGAGAGGAGUUCGCCGGUAGACUGGCGAAAGAGGGUAUCCGAUAUAAAAUGAAAGGCAUGGUGGCUGACCCGGAAGAAUGCGACAUGGAAGAAUUAAUUCAUCUAAAAACAAUUCCAAACAGUAUGGCAGUGUUCUGUUUAGCCACGUACGGAGAGGGUGAUCCGACGGACAAUGCUAUGGAAUUUGUUGAUUGGCUCAAAAAUGGGGAUGCCGAUUUGAAUGGACUCAAUUAUGCCGUAUUCGGCCUCGGGAAUAAAACAUACGAACAUUAUAAUGAAGUAGCGAUAUAUGUUGAUCAUAGAUUAGAACAACUCGGCGCUACACGCGUGUUCGAGCUGGGCUUGGGAGACGACGAUGCCAAUAUAGAAGAUGAUUUCAUCACGUGGAAGGAUAGAUUCUGGCCGACGGUAUGCGAGUAUUUCGGUAUCGAGGGCGCGACGGAAGACGUUAGCAUAAGACAAUACAAACUCACCGAGCACAACGAUUUACCAGCUGACCGUGUUUACACCGGUGAAAUCGCACGCCUCCAUUCCUUUGCCAAUCAAAGAGCACCGUUCGACGCGAAGAAUCCAUUCCUGGCUCCGGUGAAAGUGAACCGCGAACUUCACGGGCCCACAUCGGAGAGAUCGUGUAUGCACAUAGAAUUCGAUGUGGACGGAUCGAAAAUACGUUACGAAGCCGGUGACCAUUUAGCGGUGUACCCGGUUAAUAACGCGGAACUAGUGAACAAAAUUGGAGAGAAAUGCGGCGUCGAUUUAGAUACAGUCAUCACUCUUACGAAUACGGAUGAGGAAUCUACGAAGAAGCACCCGUUCCCUUGUCCGUGUUCUUACAGAACUGCCUUGACUCAUUACUUAGACAUAACUAGCAAUCCGCGCACUCACGUUCUUAAAGAACUGGCUGAGUACUGUAGCGAUCCGAAGGACAAAGAAAAGUUGAAGCUGAUGGCUUCGACCACUGCGGAAGGCAAAGCUGCGUAUCAACAAUGGAUAGUUCAAGAUAAUAGAAAUAUCGUACACAUCUUAGAAGAUAUUCCCAGCGUGAAGCCAGCUCUGGAUCAUCUCUGUGAACUCUUGCCCAGAUUACAGUGCCGCUAUUAUUCGAUCUCCUCGUCUCCUAAGCUACACCCGACUUCGAUCCAUAUUACUGCCGUCGUGGUGGAAUACAAAACGCCCACGGGCCGAGUCAACAAAGGUGUGACCACGUGUUGGCUCAGAGAGAAACAUCCUUCGGACCCACCGUGUUACAUUCCUAUCUUCGUGCGGAAGUCGCAGUUCCGUUUACCACCCAGGACGUCGACUCCUAUAAUCAUGGUCGGCCCUGGUACCGGCAUAGCACCGUUCAGAGCGUUCAUCAUGGAGCGUGACCUCGCGCGAAAGGAAGGAAAAGAUGUAGGAGACACAAUUUUGUAUUUCGGAUGCCGAAAGAGAGACGAAGACUUCCUUUAUAAGAACGAACUCAAUGAGUACGUGAAGCACGGCUCUUUGAUAUUGCACACUGCGUUCAGUAGGGAACAGUCUCAAAAGGUGUACGUUACGCAUUUACUGGAGCAGAACAAAGACGAAUUAUGGAGAGUCAUCGGCGAACAGAACGGACACAUCUACGUCUGCGGUGAUGCGAAAAAUAUGGCACGUGACGUGCACAAUAUUUUAUUGAAAGUAGUAAUGGAGAAGGGAAAGAUGUCAGAGAUGGAUGCCGCAGAUUAUAUAAAGAAAAUGGACGCACAGAAACGUUACUCGAGCGACGUAUGGAGUUGA